AUGACCGAGUCACAAAAUCGCCAAAGCAGCACGAGAUCAUCAAGCGCUACACCAACUCGUACACGUGUAGCUCGCGUGGCAUGCAAAGCAUGUCACGCCAGACGGGUCAAGUGUGACGCUGCUGAUGGACAGCCGUGUUGGCAUUGUCGUACACGCGAUGUUACGUGUGAGUUGAUAGAUUCUAAACGUGGAAAAUAUGCGAGACGAAGUACUGCGCAGCGCGUCUCUAGACGGCAGCAGGCGCAAAGUCCAGGUGACCAGCACGAUACUUUGAACGACAGUAUCGCAGUCAUUACACCUCAAAGUAACGAAAAUACACAAUAUCAAGAACAAAGUCAGCCAGUCCUAUCGAAUAUCGCACGGAAUACUGAGCCGGAGUCUCAACAACAGAACUUAUCUAGGAACGACAAAUCAUAUUUUCUGGGCGACUCGAGCAGCUUAUCAUACAUUGUUGAGAUGAUAUGCAGUCCAAGAAGCGGAGUUAGCGAGCCCGUGAAAGUCCAUUAUCCCAUACCAGCAUCGAUAGCAGACCGCGCAAUUAUGCCAACGCGACCCCAGGUGGAACCACUCAGCGUACAAGAUGCACUGACGAUGCCGCCGAAAGAAAUAUCCGACCGUCUCGUAUUCACCUUUUUCGAGAUCAUUCACCCGCCUUAUCCAGUCAUCGAUAGACGGGCAUUUUCAGAACUUUACAGUCAAGGCAAAGCGUCGCCUAUGCUUUUGCACGCGAUGUUCCUUGUCACGUUCAUUCUGUGUGACGAGAGUCUUAUACAGGCUGCUGGAUUUAGUGAUCGGACUGCUGCUCGUAAACACCAUUAUCUUCGUGCAAAAACGUUGUAUGACGUUGACCAUGAGUCUGACCGGAAUGUCCUCACUGCAGCCAUCUUUCUUCUCGGGUUCUGGUGGAAUGGGCCGGAUGAUCAGAAAGAUUCUUGGUUCUGGCUGGGAUGUGCAACGUCUUGCGCGCAGUCCCUGGGCAUGUAUCGUUCGACAGUUGCAUCGAGAUUGAGCCCCGAGAAAAGGGCGUUGCGAAAACGGAUAUGGUGGUCUAUAUACACUCGUGACCGUCAUACUGCCGCAUGCCUCGGCAAGCCAUGCAGGAUCAGGGACGAAGACUGCGACAUAGAACCUCUUACCGAAGAAGACUUCUACUUCGACGAUGACCAUAACGACCCUUUGAUCACCCGACAAAAAGAAUACCAUACGGCUCUUGCUAUCGAGAUGGCCAAGGCUGCGGAAAUCCUCGGAGAUAUCGUAAUCGCAGAGUACAGUCCUCGACGACCUGACUUGGAGCAGUACAAGCCAGAUCGUCUCAAACAGAGACUUGAAGAAUGGGAAGCGCAGUUACCUAAAUGCAUGCAGAGGGCGCAGCUUGAUGAGACACUGGGUCCAGCGUUCUGGGCAACUCAAUUGCACAUGGCGUACCAGAACUACUACAUCCUCCUGUUCAGACCCAAGGCAAUUGAGGACCUCACACCGUCUGAAGCCGAGGGUGAUAUCUGGGCGCGAAGGGCAGCUGACUCCAUCACUCGCAUGACGGAAGAUCUCCUCGCUGUCGGGGCGAUGAACCCCAUCCGACGCCAACUCGCAGGCAACAAAUCACGCCAAUGUAUUCUCGCUCUAAGCGAACUCGCAAAGCACUGGCCUGUUGGCUUAUGGAUUAUGAGGUUCUUCGGAAAUCUGAUGCGAAGACUCACGGGUCAAGGGUCCGCCGUUUCAGCAGGUUCAAUAGUCGACGUGACAUCCCGCAUCGCAAACAGUAACCGUAGUGAAGACUCUACGUUGAAUACCUCGACGGAGGUUAGCAGGGCGACAUCUCAAAUCUUGGCGGAAAAUGGCGGUCCGUUCACUGAUGCGACGAAUGCUCAAGUCGCAGGCGCUGUGAUGGAGACAAAUGAUUUGUUUCAGCAGCCAGCUGAUCAGUUUGGCUUUGAUAACUUUUGGGCUGAGGAUACGAUUGAUGUUGAUCUACUGCUUCAGCACGGUUUAUGUCCACUGCUGCCAGGCAACUUUGGGACUUUCCCACCAGGGACAGAUUCACAAGGCUUUUAG
Fusarium redolens is the source of this 2052-nucleotide messenger RNA. RefSeq names its product fungal-specific transcription factor domain-containing protein. Gene Ontology annotation, biological process: DNA-templated transcription; regulation of DNA-templated transcription. Lineage: Eukaryota; Fungi; Ascomycota; Sordariomycetes; Hypocreales; Nectriaceae. The transcript is spliced from 7 exons. Bases 1 to 2052 code for a protein of 683 amino acids. The record is from RefSeq and is a predicted model, not a curated record. Gene Ontology annotation, molecular function: DNA binding; zinc ion binding; DNA-binding transcription factor activity, RNA polymerase II-specific.